Molecule: messenger RNA, 2948 nt
Organism: Cydia splendana
Lineage: Eukaryota; Metazoa; Arthropoda; Insecta; Lepidoptera; Tortricidae
Exons: 16
Coding region: 125-2947 (940 amino acids)
Source: RefSeq, a predicted model, not a curated record
CGCCGUGCGUCGCGUCCGCUGCCGCCACCGCACCGUCGCGACUCGCCGCCGCGGCGGCACUUCGCCAGCGCCACUCCGGCACUCCGGCGAGCACUCGCGUCGCGAUUCGACGCGUGACGCGACCAUGCGCGGCGAUCGCGCCGCCCGCGACAACCGUCACAACAAGGAUCACGACAACCUAAAAUCGUCUCUCAAAAAAGGCAGUAAAUCAAAAAAGCACAGAGUAGUUUUUGACGAGAGCGCCAAUGAAUUUUUCGAAGCGGAUUACAUUAUUGUCGUACGCGAUGAGUGCGGGUAUUCAGAUGAAGGCGAGAGCGAGGAGUGCUCCGGUUGUGGGGCGUGCGAGCAGCGCUACCAGGAGCCGGAGCCCGGGGCGCUCAGCCCGCCGGAAGGGUACAAGGAUAUGGGGCUGUUUAAUAGGGACGGCACGCUGCGGGAGCAGGCGUGGUGGGAGACGGGCGACGUUCUGCUGGUGGGCGAGCGCUCGGGCACGGUGUUCACGCCGCAGCACCUGCAGCUGCUGCGGCGGCUGCAGCGGGAGCGGAUGCUGCGCUCCACCAUCUGCGCGGACUGCGACGCACACGCUGCGCUCCACCAGCCGCUCGAAAUGGAGUACGAAUACGAGGAAGAGGAAGCGAACGAGGCCGACAAGGAGCUGCGGCCGGUGGUCCGGCGCACGGCCAAACACAUAGCCGCCGGGGAGGAGCGGCCGAGAAUCAACUCCAGCCAGCAGACUACACCUAUUGAAGAAUGCCCGCCAGAGUUGUUUAUAGACGACAACCAAAGAGAAUUGCCUUCUGCGCCUAUAACAAGCGAAGAAAGUGACACGGGGGACGCAGAAGGUCGCCAAUCGUCCGAGAACUCUCCUUCGAGGCAGCGGCGGGGGGGCAUUCUCAAAGGCGGGCGUCUCUGGAAGUCGCUCGACAACGACAAGGAUAUUAUUGAACAGAACGAGGAUCAGCGUUCAACUACAACGGCGAGCGACGAGGACGGGUCCUUCACGCCGCGCUCGGUGCGUUUCGUUGAGAGACCGAAAGAGACAAGUGAAGACGACCCUUCACAAAGGAGUGAGAUUUCUGCUCGGACGUCCUUGUCUGAUAGUGAAUCCAACAUACAAAAAGACCAUUCAAAUAAUACACAGAGACUUGAAACUCCGCUGAUAGUUUCAACUCAAACACCGAAGCCCAACUCAGCCGUGCAGCAACUUUUCAAUAGCAGUAGGCCACCGCCGCCCGCCAUCGAGCCACAGUUGGUUACCUCGGAAACUCUAAGAGCUUGGGACGCCGGCGUCAGGCCUAAGCCAGAGGAAGCAGCCGUGCGUCGGGUAGCCGAGAGGAAUGCCCUGCGGUGCUCCCUACUGCGAAGCGAAGCGCGGAAGAAACAACAGCCCAAGCAAGAGACAACCUCACUAGCCGAGAGAAUAAGACUCCUGACAUGCGAUGUGGAGGAGGAGGGCGAAGAGCAGCGGGCGUCGCCGGCCGGCGCCGCGGCCGACAAGUACUGUAGCGGCAGCGACAAGUCCAGCGACAAGUCGUACAACAGCGUCGACCGGAAUAACGAGAAGGCGUUCGGCAGCGCCUCGUCGAGCUCCUCGUCGUCCACGCUGUCGGUGACGCCCGCUUCGGCCCGCCAACUACCCCCCGACUUGGGAGAUGUUCAUCAGGAACCACAAAAGCCAAGGCCGGAGCCUCGAAGACAGUUCCUGUCGACGCUAGCGCCACUGACGGCGUGCGUGGGGAGCGCGGCGCACCACGAGGGCUUCUAUUACGUGCCGCCCGGCGAGCGCACCUCGGCCUCUACCAACAUCGACCUGCAGGAGCACAGCGACGCCCCGGCGCCUGACGUCGUCGCUGGGACCCCGGGUGCGGGCGACGGCGACGACGGUCUGGCAGCGUUCGCGCGCGCAGCCGGGCCGCGGACCGAGCGGCUGCGGCAGCGCUACAGCCACGAGUCGCAGCCGGCGAGCAGCGACGAUGAACACGACGACUACGGGUUCCACCGUCGGCCGGCGGUCCGCGGCAUUGCCAUCAAGCAACAACUAGGAGCGUCCGAAGACAUCUUGCAGCAGAUGCAGAACGACCUGCAGCCGUCACCCGGCGCCGCGCCCGCGUCCUCCACCCCCGCGCCCGCGCACGCCUGCCAGCGCGCCAACUCCAACUACUCCUGGCCGUACUACUCCGAGGCUAACCUCAACUCGAGGCCUCAGAGCAGAGCCAGUGCCACAUCUAAUUGGUCGCAGAAGUCGUCCGAGUAUGUGUCGGGCCGACAAUGCGGUAGCACGCCGGUGCCGCACGGCGACGCGUGCUACGCGCCGGCGCCGGGCGCCGCGUACGCGCACUACCAGCACCGCCCGCAGGACGCCGUCUACAAGAACUGCUCACUCUACGCCAACGUCGGGUGUUCGGACAGCAGCCAAGAGCUGUACAGCUCGCAGACGAGCUCGGAGCAGACGUCGCCGGUGCGCGCGGCGCGUUUCCGCCGGCCGGAGUCGCCGCCCCCCAUCCGCAACCACCACCAGCUGCUCUACGUGCCCUACAGCAGCCACUACCAUUACCAGCACCACGACUACACGGCGCACUGGACCGCCAACGACUACACGCGCAUGCACUCGUACUACCAGCAGCAGAGCCGCGGCGGCGCGAGCACGCCGCAGCCGACGCCGGCACAGCCGCAGCGCGCGCAGUACACGCACGCCUUGCAGCUGCAGACGCUAAUCCCAGCCCCGGCGCGAUACAGGCCGGUGCCGGCGCCGCAGCCCGGGGGCGGUAAACAGAUGAUAUGCUACUCGGAAAAGGUGGCAGCACCGCUGUACCAGCAAGCGCCGGGCUCGCCGUCGCGAGCCGCGCGCGGCGCCCCGGAGGGCGCGCCGGCGGGCCCGGCCGCGGCCGCCGCCACCUCGCCCAUGGCGCCGCCCUCUAACCCGGUCUACUACGCCAUGAAUGUCUGAC